Molecule: messenger RNA, 1501 nt
Organism: Drosophila persimilis
Lineage: Eukaryota; Metazoa; Arthropoda; Insecta; Diptera; Drosophilidae
Product: NSFL1 cofactor p47
Exons: 1
Coding region: 340-1458 (372 amino acids)
Biological process (GO): autophagosome assembly; membrane fusion; Golgi organization
Cellular component (GO): cytosol; nucleus
Molecular function (GO): ubiquitin binding
Source: RefSeq, a predicted model, not a curated record
UUGCAGCGGAAGUGUGUGUUGCACUGAGAGAAACCCAUUGUUAAGUUGUGAAAACCGCCCGGGGAUUGCUUAUCCCAACCUCUCUCAAGUUUCCCAAUUUAACAGAUAUACAAAUAUCUUUCUCUGAGUGCAUUUGUGUGUGCGUGGUUUAAGAGGGCGUAAGAGUGCCGUUGGGGGACAUCCUUCACCUCAGUUUCGAAAUUUUAAGGAUGCUAAGGAUGGUGCAUGAGUUGGCCUUGGCCAGAGGCAUUCGAUUAAAUUAUAGUAUACUCGUAUCAUACGCGUAUCCAUGACCAGGCGGCUUUCAACAAAGAUCCGAGUAAGGUUUAAGGACUACAAAUGUGUCGGAACAUAGGCGGCCUGGAUUCAGCGAUCAUUCCCACAGAACAAUAUGUUUUUUGGGAUCUCUGUCAAAAUUGCCAAAUGUCCGAUGAGCAGAAGCUGCAAAGUUUUAUGAGAAAGCAUGACGUGCAGGAGGAUGUGGCCCGUCGCUAUCUAGUCGCCAACGACUGGGCAUUGGAUCAAGCCAGCGGUGCCUACGAGUCGGACACGGCCGCUGCCAGCAGCAGUCCCACUGACUCGUCCAGCAACAGAGAGCCGCAGUCGAGGAUCAGCCUGCACACAGACCGGCAGGACGAUGAUCCGGAGAAGCACUUUGCCGAAAGCUCCAACAACACUAUAGCCCCAGGCGAGAAGCGCGUCAGCAUAGAGGGUUCCACUCCGGCCCUGACCUACGUGGACAGCCUCCACAGUGUGCGAGUGUGGGGGCAAGGCCGCCGUCUGGGCAGCGCUCAUCCGAUCAAUCCGCCGGCGCCUGGGAGCGCGAAUCAGGACUCGGACACGGAUCCCAAUGACAGCGAGCACACCAUUGUGGUGCUGCAUCUCUGGUCGGAGGGCUUUUCCUUGGACGACGGCUCGCUCAGACUUUACGAUGUUCCGGAGAACGCACAAUUUCUGCAGUCCGUUCUGCAGAGGGAGGAGAAGAUGCUGGGCCUUGGCCAACGGCUGGAGGUGAGUGUCCAGGACCACAGCAACGAGCCCUUCAGGCGUCUUGGUCAGUUUCUGGGUCCAGGACGAACUCUGGGCGAUCCCUUGACUCGCUUGGCGAACUCCUCGCCAUCACAGUCCUUGGCUCGCCAGGAGCAGCAUGCCGAGGGCAAACUGAGCCUCAACGAGAAGUCGGCCAUGACGACGGUCCAGCUGCGUCUCUCCGAUGGCAGCCGCAUCUCAGCCCGCUUCAAUCGCACCCACAACGUGGGCGACGUCUACCGCUAUGUCCGCCUGGCACGGCCCCAGUACUCCAGCCGGAGAUUCGUACUGAUCACGAGCUUUCCUCGAGUGCAGCUGGAUGAGACGGAUGCCCGCAGCCUGGCCGAGGCCAAUCUCUGCAAUGUGGUCGUCAUCCAGCACUUGGAAGAGGAGCAGCCCGAGCAGUCCUCCGCCGAAUUUCUGAUGUAAACUUGGACUGAAAAUCAAUAAAACCACUUAAUAUGAGACUUUU